Plasmodium cynomolgi strain B is the source of this 4219-nucleotide messenger RNA. RefSeq lists its product as hypothetical. The transcript is spliced from 2 exons. Gene Ontology annotation, cellular component: NatC complex. Bases 398 to 4219 code for a protein of 1273 amino acids. The record is from RefSeq and is a predicted model, not a curated record. NCBI's taxonomy places the organism in Eukaryota, Apicomplexa, Aconoidasida, Haemosporida, Plasmodiidae. Gene Ontology annotation, biological process: N-terminal peptidyl-methionine acetylation.
UNUUUUUUUUUUAAACGCCGCUUUGCUUACCAUUUUGUUCGAAGGGUGAAGUUCACCCCAUAUGCAUAUCUGCAUGUACAUCGAAAUGUGACAGUUGGGGCAGGAUCAAAAAUUGUAAGGAUGCGUUUCUCCUCAUUCACGCGAUGUGGUUCGCUUCUUUCCCCGCAAAAAAGAGAGGUGCUCCCUCCCAUAACUCUAUUUUGAGAAACAAAUUUAGGGUUAGGUACAGCACUCACUGCGAAAGGUGAGAAGCCCUUCCCUGGUACUGCAUUUGGAUUCUCCUGCGGGUUGUACGUGCAAAAACGCGUAAGCAUAUAUACGUAUGUUUGUAUGUUCUAUGUGUUACCCUGUCGAAGCGACCCGUCUCCUCGGAUGCUCAUAGUGCUGUUCUCGCGACAUGGAGACGGAGAAGGAGUACCUCGAUAUAUCGGACUUGCUCCGCCGGAAUGUGGAAGACCUGAACGAUGAAGACGAAAUAAGAGUGCGCGAUUUUUCGUAUGGGAAGUACGUGUGCUCCCUCGAAAUGGGAGACAACAAAUUGGACGUGGGGAUCAAGCCAGAAAAGAGAAUUACAAUAAAAGAAUGUGAAGAAAAAAAAUAUGUAUCGGAAGAUAUCAGUUUGGAAGAUAUGCUUGUAAUUACAGACAACCUACUCCUCCAACAAGUAAAGCUACUCCUAGGGAAUCAUCCUUUUUUAACUGUCCUAAGUUGCUACUUCAUUCACAACUCAAGUGUUAUUAAUUGUAAUGACGAUUCGUUUUUCUUUGAAAAAAUCUUUUACAAAUGUAUAAAAUUUCUUUCUACGGAUAGUAUAUACAUCAACAUUUUCGAGAAUGACAAUCGGGAGUUUGUACAGCUUAUGCGUAGGGGAGUAGGAGAGCAGGUCGUGGCACAGGGGAAGAGUGCAAGUAGGGCAGGGGAUAAACACCCACACACGGAAAGAUAUUCCACCGAGAGAGCGCCAACCCAGGCGAACAACUCGCAAGACGAACCGGACACGGACCCCUCCAUGUGCAAAGAGGGCUACCUCAGAUAUAACAUGUUCACCUUCUUCCAGCUGUACUUAAUCCUCUACGCAUCAACAGCGGAAAUUAUAGACCACAUCGUGACAAAGAAUAGCUGGCUGCACAGGGAUGACUACAAGAGCGGGUUGCUAAAAAUAACGGACUCGUUAAUUUACCACUGCAGGCGGAGGAGGCGGUAUGUGAUGAAGAACCUCUUUCUCGUGAAGAGAUGCUUCGCCAAGUUUAUGGCGCAGUACGAGUCGGCGCUCGAGGGGGGGCAGAAGAAGCGAGGCACGAAGGAGGGAAGUGCGCAUAAAGAUGGAGGCAAAGAUGGAGGCAAAGGUGAAGGCAAAGAUGGAGGCAAAGGUGAAGGCAAAGGUGAAGUCAAAAAUGAAGUCAAAAAUGAAGUCAAAAAUGAAGGCAAAAAUGAAGUCAAAAAUGAAGGCAAAAAUGAAGGCAAAAAUGAAGUCAAAAAUGAAGGCAAAAAUGAAGGCAAAAAUGAAGGCAUAAAAGAAGGCCAAAGUGGGGGUCACGAGAGAGACAACAGGGAAGACCACUUAGCAAACCCACCUGUUGGCCGCAUCCUUCCCAUCCUUCGCAGAGUCCAGUUUGCCAUUCACCUAAACACGAUGCUAAAUCAGGUCGUUUUCGAAUCCAGGGAGGUGAACACAGACUCGAUUAAAGAAAAUUGUAUGGAGCUCCUAAAAUGCAUACGUACGAUCAGCAAAGAAGUAGGUUCAAAAUGUCAGCAGAAAGACAAACAUAUCCGAAAGAAAUUUUUUAAUAAAUAUUUUUUAAUGUAUAAACUGAACAGUGUAUCUAAGCACGUGACCAAAAUGAGUGUGCAUGAGGGUUACUCCUUCUUCGAAAAGGUCACUAUGGAUGUAGAAUACAUCGCGGAAUAUUUUCAGCGCAUAAACGCCAAGUCAAGCUUCUUAGACGUUAAGAACGUAGUGCAUUAUGUAAAAUUUUAUUCUGCCAGUCUCAACGUUUUGGUGAAAUGCAUUUCGAGGGGGUACAUCCAACAAGUGAUGAAUAAGGCAAGGAAGGAUUUCCUUCCCUUGGAGAGGGACCUACUACUUAAGGAAGAGAUAAAGGCUAAACGUUUUUUUCACAGUUUGCAGGGGGACCCUCCCUAUGGCAAAGCGGAACGUCCUGAAAAGGAGGCAACACGGGAAAAACUGCAAAAAGUGGAAAAAGGGGAAAAGGGGGAAAAGGUGAAACAAAUGCCAAAAGAGGACCCGCUUGAAAAGCGAGAAGACGGCCAGGAAGAGCGCAUAACGACGAACGGGGACCCCCUGGAUGAACUUAUCGGCGAACCGAACCAUCAAUGGGACGAUUACGAUGAACACCCAGAUGUAGGUCAUUACUACUCCCUCUUUCUAAACACGUAUAGAAAGGAAGAGACAGAUGAACUUCCCUCCACAAAACGCAUAAAUGAGGAAUUCUCCCAAAAUGUGAAGCAAAAUAUAUUUAUCAGUUUCUUCCUCCACUUAUUUUUCAACGAAUCGUAUGUAAUACUUGAAGAGGUGUCAAAAGAGAGUCCAAAUUUUUUUGUCAAAUCUAUAAUUUUUAAUGAUCUAUGCUACUUUGGUUUUUCCCCCCCUCUGCUAGUGUUACUGUCAAAUUUUUUUUAUUCUCCUGAUACGUUUUUUUUGGCUAUGGAGCAUCUGUACCAAGUGGACAAAGGGUUGACUUAUACAAAUGAGGAGGAAUAUAAAGCAUUUUGGGGGAUGUUUUUUCCUCCUUGGACUGUUAAAAAACUGGAGCGAGAUUUACGCUUGCACUUCCCUUAUCUGAUAAAUUAUAUGCAGAAGGAGAGUUCCCUUGUGGAGUUGUUCACCGAGUUGGAGGAAUUUAUCGACGACUGUACAGGGGUAGAGAGCGCGCCGUGGCAAGUGGACCAGUGGAGGUCCGAUGAGGAGCGUGGAAGUAACUGCGUUUCGGAAUGUACGGGCGCCCACCAGGGGGAAAACCAACCCAAGGAGGAGCGCGCCGAACAUGGCAAACACGGCGAACAUAGCCAACGCGCCGAACAUAACCAACCCGCCGAACAUGACCAACUCGCCAAACGCGUUAAUGGCACCCGCACCGACGAACGCAUCACCAGCCCAGCGAGUGUAACCAGCAAGCGCAUGAAACUGACAGUCCUGUGCAAGAUAUUUCACCUGUUCAUGGAGUAUCUCGAGAUAGUCAUAAAAAAAAUCCUAAACUUUUCCUUUUUGCUGGCCUCUAGGGAGCACUCCAAACUGAGCGGAUUCCACACGGACAUGUGCGUAUUGUACACCCUCAUGAAAAUUCUGUCUUACUACUUCAAACUGUACAAUAUGCACAGCGAAAUGGACAGCGUGGAAAAUUAUUUUAACUGCAUUUUCCACACGGUGUUAAUUGAUUACAGCUGUUUAAGCCUGUAUACAAAUAUGCCAUCCGACCAGGAAUAUGCCUUUACCUAUUACGUCAUGUCAUUAUGCUAUAAGGAAUUGUCGGGCACAGUGCAAAAAGGAUUAAAAUUAAAUUUUGGUGAAAAUAGGAGCAAAUUAAUUUAUUCCUUAAUUUAUUACAUUCUGUAUCUUUACUCAGAUUUUUUGAUGAUUUAUUUUGCUUAUUUUUCCUACACCAAUGUGGAUUCGGAACCCAUGGAGGAGGACUCCUACAACAUGAAGUACAGAGCUUGGAAUUUUUGUUACCCAGAUAUUUCAAAAAUUGACUUUUACAAUUUCCAGAAAAAUAAAGCUGCCCUCAUUAACGCAGUCCUGACGAAGAAUUUAAAAAUCACCCUUUCCCAAAAUGACGAAAUCAACAUAGGGGUGAAAAAAAAAAUUAAAAAUUUAGCCCAAGUGAAAGAGAGCUACCGCAAUUCGAAGAAACGGAUUGACCAAUGCUCCAACUUGUUAGAUAUUAAAAAUUACUUAAGUCAUACUUUUCGCUUUUUCGAGAAAACCUCCUCCGAGGUGGACAUUUGUUCCUACUUAAAAGGGUGUGUAAGCGAAAUUCAGAAACUUAUAAAAGAUGCCUCAAGCUACAAAUACGACAACGUCAGCUUCGUUCGCAUUUUCCUAAAUUCGUAUGAACAUAAUUUGAUCAAGUCUUACAAGAAAUUUCCUCCCUUUUGUGUUGAAAAUUCUUCCAUCUUUUUGAACCCCGAUUGUGAGGUGGUUAGCGGCCACUCCUAUUUUUUAAGUGUACAGGAAAGAAAGAAAAAAAAAAAAACAUAA